UGGCUGCCAUGGACCAGCUGAACGCCGUGAAGCUGCAGCUGACAACCAUUAAGAAGCUUAUGGACACGAAGCCUGACGUGCAGGCGGUCGACGGUCCACCGGCGAAGCGGGCCCGUGUCGCCCUUGAGGAUUUCAAAUGUGACUUCGGCGCCAGCGAGGGCAAAGCGAACAAGUCUCUCAGCGGACAGCGCGUGCAUACCGAGAAAUGCUACAAUGCGGUAAUGGACAUUGAGGACGCGUGGCGCAACGUCCUCGCGGCUCGGCCCGGCGAGGAACGCUUCAGGAACAUCGAGGCCAUGGAGAUUGCCAUCACCGACGGCAAGGCCGUGUUCCGGGGGGUCGCGAAGGAGCUGGUCGUUGCAUACAACCACGGCUGGGAGGUCGUGCAUGAGAUGCGUGGCAUGGCGUACGCGGAGACGGAGGAGGAGCGCAAGGCGCUGAAGCAGGCCGUGAAGGCGGUGGCGGGCAAGAAGCCCAAGCAGGCCAAACCCGCGAGCGUGCCGGCCGAUGGCGGCGGCUGGUCAACAGCCUCCUGCCAACGUUGUUGA
Molecule: messenger RNA, 548 nt
Organism: Volvox carteri f. nagariensis
Lineage: Eukaryota; Viridiplantae; Chlorophyta; Chlorophyceae; Chlamydomonadales; Volvocaceae
Exons: 1
Coding region: 9-548 (179 amino acids)
Source: RefSeq, a predicted model, not a curated record